AUGGUGCUGCAAUAUCAUCCUUUAAAUGAGAUCGCAAAGAGCUCCGACCAUCUCCACCUCUUCAAGCUUUGGCAGCCAGAGGAGGACCGCCACGGUCGUCGCGCCGUAGUCCUCGAGGCUCGCAUGGACGCCGCCAAGCGCACCGUCUUCCACCUCUCUUGCCUCCUCCUCUCCUUCCACGGCCUCUCCUUCACACUCCUCUUCAUCGCCUCCGUCGCCGACACCUCCUGCCGCGGCUGGUGGUUCCCUUGUAGCCUCUCCCUGACCACCUCUCUGGUGGUGACCGUCGCGGUGCAGGUCGUCGUGCGCACCUACUGGCGAAUAUUGCGGCGGCUGCAGAGGGAGCGCGAGGACGAGCGGGCUCUCGCAUGGUGCGUGAGGGAGAUGCGGAUGAAGGGUCAGUCAGAGUCGUACCUAUGUUCGACGGGGCCUGAAGCGACAGAGUUUAUUAAAUUUAGUAUUCCACAAAUAAAAUAA
This is a messenger RNA of Zingiber officinale, 477 nucleotides long. RefSeq lists its product as uncharacterized. The record is from RefSeq and is a predicted model, not a curated record. NCBI's taxonomy places the organism in Eukaryota, Viridiplantae, Streptophyta, Magnoliopsida, Zingiberales, Zingiberaceae. The transcript is spliced from 2 exons. The coding region runs from base 1 to 477 and encodes 158 amino acids.